ACAGAAGUCAAGGCAGGAUGUAUCAAGGGAUUUGACUUUACUGCAUACAUUUAACCUCAAUCAUAACAGUCGUUAAUUUGAACAAAUGCCACUCUUUUCAAAAUAAGAACGGAGACAGGCGGACAGACAGACAGCUAGAUAGAUACACAAACAGGCAGACAGACAGACAGAUAGAUAGAUAGAUAGAUAGACAGACAGACAGAUGAAUGGACAGACAGACAGACAGCUAGAUAGAUACACAAACAGGCAGACAGACAGAUAGAUAGAUAGAUAAAUAGACAGACAGAUAGAUAGAUAGAUAGAUACAUACAUACAAUGAACGUCUUUAUUUUCUUCGUAUCUCGGUGUGUACACUACACAUUACAUCACUAAUUUAAUAAUAGCUUCCGUCCCGUUUAAGGAGUUAAAUUUUUUUUAUUAUUAUUUAUUUUUGAUCGCGUUCACUUCCGUGUCAGGAGCGCUGGACUUCCGGUGCGGCCUCGUUGGUGCUAAAGAUGGCCGGUGAUGGAGGCGCUCUGAAGGAUAUUAACGAGAUCAAGUCGCAGUUCCGCACCAGGGAGGGUUUCUACAAGCUGUUCACGCUCUCGGACUCGCAGCAGCGGGCCGGGUUAGCGCGCGGUCCCGGCGCUGGAGGUGCCGCAGCCGGUGCCACCUCUAUACCGGGGGGCGGCGGCGGUGUGGUACCGGGACCCGGCGGCUCCUCUCCGGCUUCGGCGGGCUUCCUGCCCCCGGUGCGGGUCUCCAUGGUGAAGCUUCAGCCGGAAGACCCGAGCGAGGAGUCCGAGCGUGUGUGCUUCAACGUCGGCCGCGAGCUCUAUUUCUACACGUACACCAAUAUUAAAAAGGCGGUGGAUCUUAGUAAGCCUAUAGACAAGCGUAUAUAUAAAGGGACGCAGCCCACGUGUCAUGACUUUAAUCAGUAUUCAGCGACUGCGGACAGCGUGGCUCUCAUCGUCGGCUUCUCAGCAGGCCAGGUGCAGUACCUGGACCCCAUCAAAAAAGAGACCAGCAAGCUCUUCAAUGAAGAGAGAUUAAUAGACAAAACUAAAGUGACCUGUCUCAAAUGGCUCCCUAAAUCUGAGAACUUAUUCCUGGCCUCCCAUGCUAGUGGUCACCUCUACCUCUAUAAUGUGGAACACCCAUGUGGCACAACAGCGCCGCAGUAUACUCUGCUUCGGCAGGGUGAGGGAUUUGCUGUUUACGCUUGCAAAACCAAAACGCCUCGUAAUCCACUUCUGAGAUGGGCGGUGGGGGAAGGCGGGCUGAACGAAUUUGCGUUUUCGCCUGACGGUGUGCACAUAGCUUGUGUUGGCCAAGAUGGCUGCCUACGUGUCUUUCAUUUUGAUUCAAUGGAGCUGCACGGUGUCAUGAAGAGCUACUUUGGUGGCUUGCUCUGUGUUUCUUGGAGUCCAGAUGGGAAAUAUUUGGCCACUGGUGGAGAAGACGACUUGGUCACCGUAUGGUCGUUUGCAGAGAGUCGUGUCGUGGCGCGAGGUCAUGGACACAAGUCCUGGGUAAACGUGGUGGCUUUUGACCCCUUUACCACCAGCAUAGAAGAAGAAGAACCAAUGGAGCUUAGCGGUAGUGAGGAGGAUCUCCACCAGGGCCAAGGGGCACUAAAUUUUGGUCGUGUGCGAACCAGCAGCACUUUGUCCCGUCUCUCUCGACACAGCUCUAAAGGCGGCGGGCCAUCCGUUUCAUACCGCUUCGGAUCGGUGGGACAAGAUACCCAGUUUUGCCUCUGGGAUCUCACAGAUGACGUCCUGUAUCCUCGACUUCCUCUUUCCCGCGCCCUCACCAACACGUUCGGCUCCAACGUGCCACCUUCCAUUAGUGCGGGGUUGAACAGCACGAGCGGAAGUGGAGGGGUUGAAGGUCAUCAUCACCCUUCUAACACCCACCAGACGGCAUCAUUGCCCCUUCCUCUACCUCGCUCGCUCUCAAGAUCCAAUUCCCUUCCACAUCCUGCUGUUGCAAACGCUUCAAAAAGCCAAGGGGGGACAGAAAGUGGAGGAACAGGAGGAAGCGGAGGAGGAAGCAGUGCUCCAUUUAGCAUUGGACGUUUUGCAACGCUGUCGCUCCAAGAGCGCAAAUCAGACAAGUCCGCCACUGGAGGGGAAAAGGAGCACAAGCGCUACCACAGCCUUGGGAACAUCAGCAAGAGCAAUGACAAGAUCAAUGUAGCACCACGUAGCAACCGAUUGGAUGCCUCUAAGGUGCUUGGAACAACGCUGUGUCCACGGAUGAACGAAGUCCCAUUGCUAGAACCUCUCGUUUGUAAGAAGAUCGCCCAUGAAAGGCUCACGGUUCUUGUCUUCAUGGACGAUUGCAUCAUCACUGCAUGUCAAGAGGGACUCAUCUGCACCUGGGCACGGCCAGGCAAAAUGGUGAGACCUCAAAUGAUGGUAAUGUCUCUAAGGUGUUUUUAUUUAUUUAUUUAUUUUUUUAUAAUCAGUCUUGACAAAUGUAUUUAUGUUUACUUGACUUCAGUGACUUGGUAUUUACCCAAUAAGGAGAAUCAGGUGGUUCGAUCAGGAAAAAGCUUCGUUACGAUUUUUUGCAAAAAAAAAAAAAAGAUGGAGCCACUUUGGAUCCCAUUUAUCCCUGAUUGCAUCGUGACUCUUGCUUAGAUUGCAUUCUUCUCAACCAUUAUCAACACAAAACGGAAACUCGCCCAGUGGAACGGUGGUAUAGCUGGCAGCAAUGCUCCCCCCGCCAACCCCCCCCCCCCAGUCACCUGCACUGACACUUCCUGCUUCCUGUUUUCAGAGGCUUGACUUCCUCUCCUUGAGACCUGGAGUUGGUCUGGCACAGUGUUACCACUGUUGCCUCAUCUUCAUAACCACACAAUCACAAAACACACACAUGCAGCUUAUCUGAGGACCAAUAUACAAAGACGGUGGCACGAACCACACAAAUGUAGAUACUCUUUAUCUUCCAUAUCAGCUUCCCACUAUGUUCCUUUCACUUUUCCUUUGAUGGAAAGGCGACUGAGACAUUCCUUCCAUCAACACCCCCCCCCUUGCCAAAAGGGGAUAAACACUGCAGAUGCCACGACCAUUGUAUCUUAUUUAUUUAUUUUAUCAUUGAAACUGUAGUAAUUUAUAUUGUACAUAUUCAGAAUACUCUAUAAAGGCAGAGGACUAAAUGUAUUGAAAUAACAAACUCAAAUCAUUAAUAUAUGAAAAUCCUAUAUUGUACAUAGUGACAGUUGUGUUUGAAUGUUAUGUUUGUGAAACGUAGGGGAUCUAAAGAGUUAGCGUUUCUGUAUGCUCGUGCUCCCUAUGUUGUUAAGGCCAACGAUUGGGAUUUGAUGAAGUAGCUGCAUUCCGUUUAGACUGAACUGAGAUUUUGCCUUUUCCUCAGACAGCUAGGGUGUCCUGACUCUUAAUGAACACAAUCCUGAAGAGUUCCACGUUCAGCAAGGUCAACAUACCGAGCUAAAAUGCAAAAAUGAGGCGUUUUUACAAGCUUUCUUACGGUUGCUAACUCCUAGUUUUUUCGAAUGAUGUUGGACAAAAAUCAACAUUUUAUUCCUUCAGUGAAUUAAACUAGGCUUUGCAA
Molecule: messenger RNA, 3564 nt
Organism: Ictalurus furcatus (blue catfish)
Lineage: Eukaryota; Metazoa; Chordata; Actinopteri; Siluriformes; Ictaluridae
Product: WD repeat-containing protein 20
Exons: 4
Coding region: 495-2630 (711 amino acids)
Molecular function (GO): protein binding
Source: RefSeq, a predicted model, not a curated record